AUGGACACUAGCGGACCGCCUAGUCAGUCUCCUGGGGCUACAUCCCCUGGAAGCAUGGCGACCGCUUCUGCCCCUCCGCUAGCCUCUGCACCCCAAACUUCUUCAAUCGCUAAAACAGCCGCUCAGCCGGUUACGCUAACGUCGCCGCCAACUCCCAGCCAGCAGUUUCUCAUCGCCGGCAAGGUUCAGGAGGCUAUCCGUCAAAUGCUUUCCGUUCACCAGGGUCAGACCGUCCGCAUCUCAUCCAAUCCCGCCCCGUCGAUCGCCGUAGGCGUCGCAGAGGUCGCUAGCGGCGUCGCAGGAGUCGCCGGGAGCGGCAGCAGGUCGCACCCAAUCAGUCCUGCGCGCAGCCGCGCGGCGUUCGCGGAGCAAGGCAAGCCGCAGCAGCCCCAGUUCGCAGUCGGUCGCAGCGCCAGCAGCGGCGGAGGGCUUUCCGCUGCUAGCGCUCGGGGUAGGAGCAGCGGAAUGAACGCGAGUGGCGGUGGGGUCAACGCGAGUAGCGGGCAGAACGCGAGUGAGAGGAGGAACGCUCAGCCUACGCCGUAUCGCGGCGUGCGGUACCGGCCAUGGGGUCGGUGGGCGGCGGAGAUCCGCGACGCCGGCGGGCGCGGGCGAGUGUGGCUGGGGACGUUCGACACUCCUGAGGAGGCUGCGCGCGCGUACGACGAGGCUGCGCGGGAGAUCCGCGGACCCAAAGCGCAGCUGAAUUUCCCCAAGGAGCCUCGGCUCUCCGCCCCUUUUUCGGCGCCGAGUCAGCAGAACCUCUCGGUCGCCCAUGCUACGGCGCAAGCUCAGCCGCAGCAGUCGCAGCAAUUGCAUCUGACGCAGCAGCAGCAGCAGCAGCAGCAUUUGCAGGUUCAGCAGCAGGUGCAGGUUCAGCAGCAGCAGCAGGUGCAGCCGCAUAUCCAGCAGUUUCAAGCGCAGCCGCAAUCCGCGGUACCGCCGCGUACGCCCCAACCUGCCCCUCAGCAGACAUCUGUCUUUUCCCCCCUCAUGCUUCCCCGUGCUGCCAUCAUUCAGACAAGCCCAGCGCCCUCCGCCCUCCCCCUCCCAGGCUCCCCCGCCCCUGUCGCGUCCACUGCAGUCCCUGCUGCUUCACCUUUUCCGCUCGGCGCAGCGCCCCCCGCCCCUCUUGCGACCACGCCGCGUUCCGCGAUGGAGACGGUCCGUGAAGCCGUCGAGGCGACACCUGGCCUGCGCGAGCUGCGCGAUGUGCGCGGCAGCUCCUUUGCGCCCGCCGCUGCUACUCGUGUCGACGCGACGGCCCCUCCAAGCACUCCCAGUUCCGAUGCGGCUGCGGGUGCUACGAAUCAGUGCUGGAAGCAGCCAAUCCAGACGGCGGGUAGCGACGUUCAUCCGUCUGUCUCGACGGCAUCAUGGUCGUCCGAGCCUAUUCUCGCGCGGAACAGGACGACGAUGCGAGCCGCGUCCGACGGCAAUGGCGCCUUCGGCUCCGUCGCUGGUGCCUGGCGCGAUGCGGGUUUCAUGGCUGCUGACGUGGACGAGGAUGAUUGGAUGGCGCAGGCUGGGGGAGAUCCGUUUGGUUUUGGCGUGUUUGGACCCGUGGGGAAAAAGGCCAAGUCGGAAGGGCAUCGGCCAUGGGGGAUGGCGGCGGGAAAAGGCGCGGAAGGGGAAUUCAGUGUAGUGACGUGGCCUGCCGUGUGCGAGGUCGAUGGGGAAGAGGCUGGAUGCGGUGGAGAUGGGCGCACAGGGGUACAGCGAGCAAGAGCAGGGGUGGAGAGAGGUGAUAAUGGUCCUAAGAAGAGCUGGUGGGAGGAGGCUCUGAUGAUGGACGACAUUCCGGAAAGAGCGGCGGACGCUUCGGCACUGACGCUUCAAGAGCGAAGCGCUGGGCAGAGCGAUAUCAAGCCGGCUGGUGGUAGCAGGCAGGAGGGUUUGGCGGUACGAGCUGCAGCUACUGACGCAGCCAUGAGUGUGAUUACAAAUGAUGGCGAAGGUCAAAUGGGCUCGGGACGCAGCGUUGACUGUAUCAUGCGUGACUACAGCGGGAGAACUGAAGCUGCUUCUCCAGUGGCGACUAAAGAUGGGUCAGUUCAAUUUCCAACUGAGGUUGCAGAGCCGACACCUGCAGCCAACGCGACGUCAGCUGAAGCUGACGUGGAUUGGCCAGCAGCUGAUUUGGAAGGGCUCAACCCAACAACAUGCUUCCUAACCACAGAAGAGGUCAGCCUCGGCCUAGAUGCAUCCGUGGAAGCGCCUCUAGCGGCGCCUUUCGCGGUAGCAGCGGAUUUGCCUGCAAUGACAACAGCAGCCGUUCAAGACGAUUUCUUCGUGGCAGCAGAUUUUGCAGUCACGGAAAUGGCGGAGGCUGCAAUUUUACCCGACAUUGUUCCUGAGCAGAAAUUCGGAUCUUCAUUUUGGGACGAAGGCAAUGGGGAUUUUUUACGAUGUGACAGUAUCGAGGGGGAGGAGUUUAUGGCUCUGGGUGAAGAAGACAUGCCCAGCUCUUCUGACGGCACCGUCAGCUUCAGCUGCCGGUCAACGGGUAUGGAUUCCAUUUUCAGCUCGUCGCUGCCGUCAAGCUGCAGCGAUCGUGACGUUUUCACGGGAUUCGGGUUCUUGGGAUCUGGGAACUCCAUGGCUCCCUCGUUAGAAGCAUCCGCGACUAGCAGCGCGCCCAACAGUCAACACCCGUUAUACUCAACUAAUCACAGCAAGGCUCCCAGCAGCAGGCGGUCCGAAGGUCUGUACGCUCUGGAAGGCUGCGAAUAG
This is a messenger RNA of Closterium sp. Yama58-4, 2733 nucleotides long. The record is from the annotation of a GenBank genome assembly. Lineage: Eukaryota; Viridiplantae; Streptophyta; Zygnematophyceae; Desmidiales; Closteriaceae.